Messenger RNA from Zophobas morio, 2279 nucleotides. RefSeq names its product protein-cysteine N-palmitoyltransferase Rasp (gene rasp). The record is from RefSeq and is a predicted model, not a curated record. The coding region runs from base 728 to 2236 and encodes 502 amino acids. Gene Ontology annotation, biological process: protein palmitoylation. Gene Ontology annotation, cellular component: endoplasmic reticulum. NCBI's taxonomy places the organism in Eukaryota, Metazoa, Arthropoda, Insecta, Coleoptera, Tenebrionidae. The transcript is spliced from 6 exons. Gene Ontology annotation, molecular function: palmitoyltransferase activity.
UGUUGGUAGUCAUAGUUUUAUAAAAAUACGUUGUAAUCGUUCACGGCGAUUGAAACUUUUUAAUGGUUUAAAACUCAAAUAAUACAUUAAUAAAGUUUGUUAAUUUCCCAGGCACAAAUUACAAGUGCACUGAGUUUGAAUGCAAAAAACUAAAACUAUCCUACAUUUUACAUUUUAAUCAACAUAACUACAUAACCUAUAAAUUGUUCCAAAUAGGUGUACUUCAUGUCCUUUUAUAUAAAUAUUUAAAACCGAUAAUUGUGUGGUGUUCAAUUAAUUUUGUGUCGGGAGAUAAUCGAUUUUGACUAGUGAAGUAGACUAUUAUUAGUACUACAGAAGUACAAAACAACCAAUUAGUACCUACUGUGCACUUUUUAUGUAGAACGACCUAAUAUGAACAAACAUAUUUUUAAUGAAGUGCAUAAAGAAAAUAAAGGUCAUGUUGAUAAUUAAAAAGUUCUGUGAAAAUACGAAGUACUUAUCUAUAACGACGCCUUCAUGAAACUAUAAAAUGUUUUAUGUUUUUGAUAAAACGUGUAUUAUUUUCCAAGUUUCGAAGGUACAAGCCAUACGUGUACUCAUUUUGCAGCAAACAUAUUUUAACAAACACAGAUUUAAUGUUUUUAAUCCAGAUUACUUAAAAAUAGACUUUGUACAAAACAUUUGUAAACUGGAAAAGAUUUUUAAGAAUUUGAUAGAUUUCACGUGAUACACUUUACCCAAAGCAAUGCACCUGAGGCGUGAUAUUUCACAAAGUGAAUUCGUUAUUUAUGUUCUGAUAUGGUUUACGUGUGUUUUUUUCUCAAUAUAUUGCUUUGCAACAAGCGCCAACAAGUAUUUUCAAAAUUAUGAAGAUCACUACUCAGAUUUUACUGAGGGAUGGUCACUAAUUUCUCGAAGAAAAGAUAAUAGUGAUGCUGAAUGGCGGUUGAUGAAAUUAUUACUGAAAACUAUACCAUUAUGGAUUAUUUUUUCGUGUUUGGUGUCAGAAGUACUCCGUCAGUUUAAAUUAUUUCAACUUUUACAAGUGUGGCAAAUAUUAAUUUCAACUACAUUUAUAAUUACAGAGUUAGGAAUUCUUCCACUGGGACUAAUAGUAUUUCAGCCUUUAUUAUUUGCACUUGUAUUAUUUUUCACGCGAAGUAAAUUUAUCAUCUGGGUUACAAAUAUAUUAACUUUGUUGUUACUUUUCAUGUACAGGUACAUUGGUUUCAGUGAAGAAUUUCUAGCAGAAAAUAAAUUGAACCCACAGUCUGCCCAUGUAAUUGUAACUACAAUAUACUGGAUGAAUCUCAAAUGCGUAUCAUACUGCAUUGACUUCAUAGAUUCUAAACAAGAACAUAUUAGUCUAACUUUUGCAUCAUAUUGUCUACAUAUGCCGAAUCUUGUUCUUGGCCCAUUUGUUUCAUACAAAAAUUUUGAAGGAUGUUACAAAACAGACGAGUACUUGUGGGACCGUUUUUUAAAAUUAAUUUUGAAUAUUUUUCGAUUUUUAUUUUGGUUCGUCUUUACUGACUUUUUUUUACAUUUUAUUUAUGUGAAUGCCGUUGUUUACCACUACGAGUGGAUUCAAACUCUUGGCUCAUGGUCUUUAUAUGGGUAUGGUUAUACGAUGGGUCAAUUUUUUCAUAUCAAAUAUGUGAUAAUGUAUGGCCUAUCUACUAGUUUUCAGAAAUUUGAAAAUAUUGAAGUGCCUUCUUUACCUAUUUGUAUUGGACGUGUCCACUUAUAUUCAGAUAUGUGGAGGUACUUUGAUGCUGGUUUAUAUAACUUUUUACAAAGCUAUAUGUACAUUCCGCUCAUGAAGAAUUAUUUUAAGUACAGAUUAAUUCCUAGUCUGAUAUGUUUUACUUUUAUUUACGUAUGGCAUGGAACUGACGAGUCUAUCCUUGUGUGGUCAGUUUUAAAUUAUGUUGGCAUUGUAAUUGAACAGUUUAGUAAGUGGAUUGAUAACGAAUAUUUGAAAAAAUCAACACUGGAAAUCAUGGUUGGGCCCAAAUGGCGCAGAAGAAUAACAUGUGCAGCUGCUAGCCCUCUUCUUGCAAUGUCUUGCGUCUCGAAUUUUUAUUUUUUUAGUGGCAAUAAAGUUGGAUAUAUUUUUGUAUCAAGACUCCUAAAUUAUGAUAUCCUGUGGAGCAAUUUGAUUUUGUUGAUAAUUUUAUACACCAUGUGCCAAAUUUCAACUGAAAUUAAAUCAAAAGAAAAGAGAUCUUCCCAAAAACAUAAAAAAAAUUAAGAAUGUAAAUGCAAUAGAACAGAUAAUAAAAGUUUCAUACAAA